AUGGAUACAACAGAAACAGGGAUUACAUCAAUGAUAAAUGAUACAACAACAGUAACUAAACGUCGUGAUCCCCCAUUGAAUGUAUAUGUACGUAUUCGUCCAUUUAUCGGUGACGAACUUGAACGUAGUGAAAAUCAAAAACUACUUGACAUUAUUAAUGACAACCAUAUUGCUGUUAAAGUCUAUCCAACAAUUAAUAAUACUAUUCGUAAUAUACAAGCAUCAUACAAUGAAUAUGAGGUAUCUCGAAUAUUUGAUGAUAGUUGUACACAAAAAGAAUUAUUUGAACAAAUUCUUGAGCAACCAACCAAUGAAAUCUUUACAGGUUCAAAUUGGUUGCUUUGUACACUUGGUCUAACGAAUAGCGGUAAAACUCAUACAAUGUUUGGUACAGCACAAGAACCUGGUUUAAUUCCUCAAUGUCUUCAUCGAAUAUUUUUAAAUCUUGAAUCAAUGUCUAGAGAAGAUUUAAUUAAACUAUUGAAAAAUUAUAGUAUACUUAAAAAAAAACAUGAGACUAAAAUAAAUGAAUUAACUACUUCGAAUACAAAUUUUAGUCAAACUGAACAACAACUUCGUAAUCAAAUUGCUAAUGAACAAUCAAAAUAUUCUAAAUUAAUAAUAGAAUUUGAUCUCAAUAAAAGUAAUCAAUCAAAACUUCAAGAGGAACUUAAUCUCACACGUCAAUCAUUGGAAGACAUUCAAUUACAAAAUGAAACAUUAAAAACUUCAUCUCAAAAUUUACCAGAUGAAAUAACAAAUCUCAAAAAUGAACUUUCAGUAGUUCAAUCAUCAUCAUCAAAAAAUGAAUCUCAAAAAUGUUCAUCUGAUCCCGAACUUUUAUAUAAUUUUAUUUCAACAACGAUUGAAUUAUUUCAAUUGCCAAUAUCUUUACCUGAUACAAUUGAUAAUGAAUUUUUAACAGUUUAUAAAAAUGAAUUUGAACAAAAACAAGAAAAUUUUAAACAAACACUCGAUCAACUUGAACAAGAUAAAGAUGAAUUACAACAACGUCUUGAAGAUUUAGAAUUUUUAAGUGAAGAAAUUAAAUUAGAAAAUGAUGAUUUAAGAAUAAAAUCAUCAAAAUAUCAACAAGAUAAACAUGCACAAGAAAAAGAAAUCGAUAAUUAUCGUCGACAAAUUGAAGAUUUUGAAGAACAAUUUCUUGAAUUACAACGUGAAAGUCAUUUAAUAGAAUAUGAUAAUAAAUCUCUACAACAACAACAGUCAUCCAUAAUAACACAUCAACACUUUGAUGAAAAUUCUGAUGAGAUUAUUCGUCAAUGUAUGAAUUAUAUUCUCAAACAAAUUGAUAAUAAUAAUCAACAAUUAACAAAAGCAUCAUCAACAUCAUCAUUAUUACUUUCAUCAGAUAUUCCAACAUUAUUACAUUCAAUUGGAAUAACUAAUUGUACAGAUGAAGAUUUUUCUGUACCAUUAAAUUUUGAAAGUGUACUUCGUUUAUGUACAUUAUUAAUUGAACGUUGUAGAGUUUUACAAUAUAUUUUACUUAAAAAUAAUGAUUUAAUAACUAAUGAUUAUGAUAAUCAAUGUGUUUCAUUUAUACAAAAUAAUGAUAAUGAACAAUAUAAAAUUUUAAUUCAUAAACAUGAUCAUGUGGUAUUAGAUACACUUUUUGAAAAAAUUUAUAAUGGAAUGAAUCAAACAAUGAAUUCGAAUGAUUGGCAAAUUGUUAUCGAAAAACCAAUAGAUCAGAAUGCUUCUCCAUAUCUUCGAUUGGAAUUUGAUAAUUUUAAAUUUAUAUCUGACAAAAUCGAACAAGAUCUUAUUCAGUUACGUUCACAAUAUCAACAAUUAACUAAACAAAAUGAAGAUCAACGACAUGAAAUAUCCGUACUUGAAAAACGUCUUCUUUCAAAUAAAUCAAUAACACAAUUAAAAGAUCGUCAAAUUGAAUUAGAAAAACAACUUCUUCAACAAUGUGAAAAAACAAUUCAAUUAGAAACUAUUCUUCAACAAGAAAAUAUUGAUAAAACAAACAUUGAUCAAUUGAAACAUAUUGAACUUUCUUAUAAUCAACUUCAAGAAAAACUUCAAAUUGCUCAACAAUUAGAAGAACAAUUGAAACAAUUAAAUGAAAAAUUCAAUGAAAAAGAUCUUCAAUUUAAACGACAAAAUGAUUUAUUUGAUAAACUUAAGAUAGAUUAUGAGCGUCAACAUUUUUAUAUAUUAGAACGUGAUGAAAAAAUUCGUUUACUUCAAUUAGAAAUAAACGAACAUGAUCAAUUUAAAGAAAAUAUUAUGGAAAAAUUACAUAAAGAAUUUGAACAACAAAAAUCAUUGUUAAUAAAUGCAACACAAAAUCAAGAACAACGUUUUUCAUUACGUUCAAAACAACAAGAUGAUGAAUUUAGUAAUUUAAUUGAAAAAAAUCUUCAAUUAGAAAAUGAUUUAAAACAAAAUCAACAAUUAUUUCAAGAGAAAACUAAACAAAUACAAUUGUUAACAGAUCAAAUAACAAAUUUAGAAAAAGAAAAAUUAGAAUUUAUUCAAAAUAUUGAUGAAUUAAAACAACAAUUAAAAACAAAUAAAUUUAAUGUAGACAAAACAGUCGAUGCAAAUAAUCAAAUAAUGACUCAAGAUACAAUUCAACUACAACAAAAUAUUGAAAAUAUUCAAGUACAACAAUCAAUGAAUACUAACGAUGAAAAUCAGUCAACUACAAUAAAUAAUCUUCAAUCUGAAUUAGUGAAUAUUCGACAAGAAAAUGAAAAACUUAAUCGAAUAAUCAAUGAAUUAAAUCAUAAAUAUGAAAAACAAAUAUCUGAUCCAGGUGAAAAUAUUCAAGAAUUAAAAGAAAAAUAUCAAAAAAUGAAACUAUUAUUAACACGUCUUAAAAAAGAAUUACAAGAUAAAAAUUAUCAACCCAAACAAAGUUCAAUUGAUCUUGAAUUAGCUGAUUAUGAAAAAACAAUUCAACAAUUAAAACAUGAUUUAAUUAAUAAAGAUAAAGAUAUACAAGAUUUACGCGAUGAAUUAUUAAAUAGUACAGAAAAAUAUGCUUGUCUUAAGCUUGAAAUUAAUAAUUUAGAACAACAAAAAUUACAAACGGAUCAACGCGCUAAUAAAUUUAAAACACUUUUAGAUGCUGCAAAGAAAGAAUUACAAACUGCAAAAGAUGUUGAAUUACAACGAUAUCACAGUGAUGAUUAUACACGUGUAUUAACGGAUAAAUUACAAAAUGAAUUAGAUAAUAAUAAAUUAUUAAUUAAUGAAUUAUCAAAUGAAAAACAACAAUUAACUGAUAAAUUAAAUAAUUUUAAUGAAACAAAUCAACGAACUAUUAAUUUAUUAGAACAAAACUUACGUAUUGCUAAACAUGAUUUAGAUAUUACAAAAAAAGAUUAUGAUACACUUCAAGAUGAUUUCAAUUGUUAUAAAAUUCGAGCUCAAAGUGUUCUGAAACAACAUCAAGCAAAUCAACGUGAACGUACACCAUCGUUAGCAACUAAACAAAUUGAAUAUGAAGAAACUAUUGAAAAAUUAAAAAAUAAUCUUCUAGAAGCAAAUACUAAAAUUGAAAUAUUAACUUCUGAAAAAGAAACUAUUGAAAAAGAACAAACUCAUCUUAUUGAAAUUCAAGCGAAAUUAAUGAAUGAAUCAAGAAAACGUGAACAAGAUCUUCGUAAACAACAUCAAAUAGAAAUAAAUAAAAUUCAAAAUGAACAUUUACAACGAAUAAAAGAUAGUCAAAAUGAAUUAGAAACUGUUACACUUCAAAAUGAAACACUUGCAAUAGAAUAUAAAGAACAAAUUGCUUUAAUGGAUUCUGAUCAUGAACAGUCAAUAUCAUUUGUAAAAAAUCAAUUAGAAACAGCUCGACAAGAAAUUGAACAGUUAAAACUACGUAUUAAUUUAUUAGAACAAACAAAUAUUGAUAAUGAAAAACUAACAUCAAAUUCUGAAACAUUACAUACCGGUAUAAAUCAUGAUUCCGAGAGAGAUUCUAUCCUUGCAUGGAGUGAUUCCGAACGUCAACAAACAGAAGGACCCGUAAUGACUAAUAUUGAUCAUCAAUUACAAGUUGUUCCUGUUAAUAUAUCUGAUAGUAAUAAUUUAAUAGAAGAUCAUAAUACAACUAAUUUAUCAUCAACAAAUAAUAAAUUACAUCCUGUUGCAACUGAAAAUAUUGAAUUAGAACGUCAACGUUUGGAAGAUGAAUUAAAUCGAUUGAAAUUACGUUUAUUUGAAACAACAGAACUUUUAAAUGAAUCCGAAUUAAAUAAUACACGUUUAAAUGAACAAGUUACAUUACUUAAAGAUGAAAUAAGACGUAUUGAACGUAAUAUGGAUCGUGCUGAAUCAAUAUCAAAUUUAGAAUAUUUAAAAAAUAUUAUUUUAAAAUUUUUUAUUCUGAAAUCUGUACCGGAACGUUUACAAUUAAUACCUGUUCUUGUUACAAUGCUCAAAUUAAGUCCAGAUGAACAAGCUCAACUCGUUCAUACUGCAAAUAUACCUUUGAUAAAUGAUGAAAAUUUAAACAGUAAUGAUUCAUCAAUUCAACCAAUGACUAAUGGUGCAAAUGCUCCUUCAUGGGGUUCUUAUUUAAAUAUUUGGUGA
Molecule: messenger RNA, 4581 nt
Organism: Adineta steineri
Lineage: Eukaryota; Metazoa; Rotifera; Eurotatoria; Adinetida; Adinetidae
Source: the annotation of a GenBank genome assembly